AUGGCUUCUUCAGUCUCUUCGGCAUCCCUCAAAGAAGAUGCUGAAUACGGAAAAUUAGAUUUCGACCAGUUCGCCUUGGCAAACUGGGACUACUCCAGGUCUGUGUCGGAGGACAAACAGCAAUGGGAGGAGCUAGUUCCCCAGUUCCUGGCACUCACCCCGUUGCAGCGACUGCCAUACCGUGUGCUUGCAUCCUCAUAUCCCACGCCUGCCGCGACGCCAGAUAGGGUCGCCCGCGUGCUUGCGCCGCAUCAGACAACCUGGGAACGCAACCUCGCCGCCAGCAACAGCGGAUCUUACAGUCCGGUCCUUCUACGAACGUGCUAUGCGCCUGAGCUGGAAGAGGCAUACAGGCUCCUAGCUGAACAGUGUGAAAUUGGCCGGGGCUUCGGCGUCGAGCCUGACAUGGUGCUGGACAAUCCUGCACGUUACAAUUUUGGCAGCCAUCGAGACGCCUGGAAAAACAUCCUCAUAUGCAUCCCCACGCUUCCCGACACACUGUGCGGGUCGGUUGAGGAGGACUUUGAGUGGUACGGGGCAGUCCUUGAAGAGGGCCGGGGUGUUGACGUGGAGGACGACAGCGCAUGGCUUGAGCACGCGUCCGAUUUGUUUACAAUGCUAGUCUACGUCGUGGACGAUGAGGCUGUCCGUGAGGGGCUGGUCAAGAUGAAGUGGUUGGAUGCGCACGGCCGUUGCAUCUGGGAAAACAGGAUCCCGCCUAACCGCUUGGCUCCCUUCCGCGGCGGGCUGAUGGGCGGCACUUCCCCUGGUGAGGCUGUGGAGACCUUUUCGAGGGGUGAGAAUGCCGGUGCCAGAAACGCAGUGCUCAGGCCGUAG
Phialemonium atrogriseum is the source of this 837-nucleotide messenger RNA. RefSeq lists its product as uncharacterized. The coding region runs from base 1 to 837 and encodes 278 amino acids. The transcript has 3 exons. Lineage: Eukaryota; Fungi; Ascomycota; Sordariomycetes; Cephalothecales; Cephalothecaceae. The record is from RefSeq and is a predicted model, not a curated record.